Messenger RNA from Olea europaea var. sylvestris, 1369 nucleotides. RefSeq lists its product as uncharacterized. The record is from RefSeq and is a predicted model, not a curated record. The coding region runs from base 111 to 944 and encodes 277 amino acids. Lineage: Eukaryota; Viridiplantae; Streptophyta; Magnoliopsida; Lamiales; Oleaceae. The transcript is spliced from 2 exons.
CUUCCACAUUAAUUAGGACGGAAUAAACAAAAAGUCCUCCGUAAACCCGAAAAGAGUCUGUUUGGAUGAAAUUCCAAUGAGAAAAGUUUCAAUUUUUUUUCACACAGUUCAUGCUUCUACUUAUCAUCAUUUCAUCAUUAAACAUUAAUGGCUUGCUUUCAGAGCCGGCGGAACCAAAACCGGGUGAUUAUCUCAAUAGUUCGACUACAGUCCCUGCUUUCCCGGUACAGACGGAAACUCAGACAUGCCGGCCGGACUUGUCGGCCGAACUGUUUGGCGGCGUAAAAGCAGCCUGCGGCCGCAAGCUGGACCGGAGCAGGUGUUGCCCCGUGCUGGCUGCGUGGCUCUUCGCUGCGCACGCCAGGUCGGCUCUACAGUUGACACACACCCCUCCGUCGACGAUUACCAGCGACAUGCCAAUGAUUCCUGACGACUCAGAGAAGUGCGUGGACUCGCUGCAGGACUCCCUGCAGAGCCGUAACAUCCAUAUUCCCCAGUCCAAUGCAUCUUGCGACGCCGUCUUGUGCUUCUGUGGCAUCCGGCUCCACCAGCUCACCUCCCUCGACUGUCCGGCGGCGUUUAAUAUUACUGGGAAUCACAUAAAUGCUACUCCCACUGCGGCUGUGAGGAAUUUGGAGCACAAUUGUCGGAAUUCAUCAAACGCCGGUUGUUCAAAAUGCCUUGGCUUUCUGCAAAAGUUGAAAGGCGAGGGCGAAAGUGGAAGAAAAGAAGUUGAGCGCAAAAAUGAUGACCGAGCAAGCAAGAUGCUGAGCCGAGACUGCCAGCUCAUGGGAUUGACUUGGCUACUAGCCCGGAAUAAGACGGCAUGUAUACCCACGGUCUCCGCUGUAUUACGGGCCAUCUUGUACAGCGUGAAUCCCUCAGAGGAGUCCAGGUGCAGUCUCGAUCAGGAAAAUAUGCCGUUGGCCGUAGAUUCCCUAUAGUUGGAGAAAUUCGAUUCCUCGUCCUCAUCAUCCUCAUCCUCAUUCUCAUCCUCGUCCUUGUGGCUUUCCCAAUUUCUUCCAUUUUUUAUUCUUAUUCUGCCCUUAAUAUUCUUGGUUAUCUUCAUUUAGAGGAAUAAUUUGUUUAAGAAUUUGGGAUUUGUUUGUUGUUGCAUGUCAUGUGGCUCCCCUGCUCUUUUGUGCCUGUGAUUUUUUUUUUUUUUUUAAAUGUAGGGGGUAUCACGUGAAGCUAAUCGACAAAUGGGGAAUAAGGUUAUUUUUGUCUUUCUAACAGUAAAUUUCACUUUUGAGACACGGUAAAUCCCACAGGACAAAUUUCUAGGGUAAAUUUUAUUGUGGAACUCCAACCUAUCGUAAGUGUUGUAUAUCAUGGUUCAAUUUUAUCUAACAAAAAAUGUUUAUUUCAA